AACCAAAGCUAUAUCAGCUCCUGUCUUUGAAAACAAAAAACAUUACUGACUACAGAAUUUCAAGCCUUGCUGGAAUUUAAGAACGUUUAUACAGGGAGAUUCAUAGAGUGAAUUUUAAUGGCGGUUAUGGCUCCAAUUUUACACAGUGAAUUUGUAGAACAGGAGCAGUAUGUUAAAAACCCUCACCUGGACCACAUGGAGGAGGACAUCCUCUACCACUUUAACCUGGGCACCAAGACCCACAACCUGCCCGCCAUGUUCGGAGACAUCAAGUUCGUGUGUGUUGGAGGCAGUGCCAACAGAAUGAGAUCUUUUGCUCAGUUCAUCCAUCAGCAGCUGAAGCUCCCAGGGAAUGCAGAUGAUAUCAGAGAUAUCUGUGAGGGGACUGACCGCUACUCCAUGUACAAAGUGGGGCCUGUGCUUUCCAUCAACCAUGGGAUGGGGGUGCCAUCUAUCUCCAUAAUGCUGCAUGAACUCAUCAAGCUCUUGUACCAUGCCCACUGCCGUGAUGUCAUGCUGUUCCGCAUCGGCACCUCAGGAGGCAUCGGUCUUCCUCCUGGCACGGUGGUGAUCACUGAUAAAGCAGUGGACUCUUUCUUCAGGCCGCAGUUUGAGCAGGUGGUUCUGGGUAAAGUGAUCACCAGGAGCACAGAGCUGGAUAAAGACCUGGCAGAAGAACUUCUGCAGUGUUCCACCGAGCUGCACAACUUCCCCAGUAUCAUCGGCAACACCAUGUGCACGCACGACUUCUAUGAAGGCCAGGGCAGACUGGACGGUGCUCUGUGCUCGUUCUCCACCGAGGAGAAGCUGGAGUAUCUGAGGAAAGCUCAUGAAGCCGGCAUCAGGAACAUUGAAAUGGAGUCCACUGUCUUCGCCGCCAUGUGCCACAUCUGCAACCUUAAAGCGGCAGUGAUCUGUGUGACUCUGCUGAACCGGUUGGAGGGAGAUCAGAUCUCCACACCCCAUGAAGUGCUGGUGGAAUACCAGCAGAGACCUCAGUACCUGGUGGCUCAUUUCAUCAAGAAACAUUUGGCACUCAUUUAAACAUAUUCACCUUGACGUGUCCGAUCUCUUAAUUCCGGGUUUUAAAAGGUAUGGUGGUGUUUUUCCAACCCAAAUCUAUCUGUAAAUACUGUCUCUGUAGUGUGAGUCAGAUUAUCGAGGACAAUAACAUCAUGUAAUGAGAAUAGAACUGUAAAGCUGCUUUCUCAAAUACUCACCAAGCUCCUAAACAUUUAAGAGUUAAUUGAAACAUACAAAUAUAAAACGCUGAUUAACUACAACAGCCUUCAUACAAAUUAGGACAUGAAAGGGAUGAGAAACAGACAAGACAACUAAAAGCAAAAAAACAAACAAAUAAAAAAAAGCCACUGAGUAUAAAAGUUCAGUUUAAAAGUCGCAAUAGUCAUCUUUUUACGUUUAAGGUUUUAGGACUAAAUAUUAAAUUCGGGCUAAAAAUUAUAAAAACAGUGACACUGCUUAUACAAGUGUUUCAAUAAGAUCCACAGUGUGCAUAACUGUUUAGUGAUUUAGUGUAGAGGAAGACAUGUCCUCUGCUGUACUCACACACACACACACACACACACACACACACACACACACACACACACACACACACACACACACACACACACACACACACACAC
Molecule: messenger RNA, 1646 nt
Organism: Tachysurus fulvidraco (yellow catfish)
Lineage: Eukaryota; Metazoa; Chordata; Actinopteri; Siluriformes; Bagridae
Gene: upp2
Product: uridine phosphorylase 2
Exons: 8
Coding region: 118-1044 (308 amino acids)
Biological process (GO): uridine catabolic process; nucleotide catabolic process
Cellular component (GO): cytoplasm; cytosol
Molecular function (GO): uridine phosphorylase activity
Source: RefSeq, a predicted model, not a curated record